Hyphopichia burtonii NRRL Y-1933 is the source of this 2505-nucleotide messenger RNA. Its product is annotated as Zn(II)2Cys6 transcription factor. NCBI's taxonomy places the organism in Eukaryota, Fungi, Ascomycota, Pichiomycetes, Serinales, Debaryomycetaceae. Bases 1 to 2505 code for a protein of 834 amino acids. Gene Ontology annotation, cellular component: nucleus. The record is from RefSeq and is a predicted model, not a curated record. The transcript has 2 exons. Gene Ontology annotation, biological process: DNA-templated transcription. Gene Ontology annotation, molecular function: DNA binding; zinc ion binding; DNA-binding transcription factor activity, RNA polymerase II-specific.
AUGCUCUUGAUUUCUGAUUUCAGUCACUCUAUCAUCGUGUUUCCUGCUUUCAAUGAAAGCUACAAAACCCGUAAGCGAACAUUCAAAUGUUGUCAAAACUGCCGGGUUAAAAGAGUUAAAUGUACUAAAGAUCAUGAAUUCUUAGGUUGUUCAAAUUGUCAUAAAUAUAACUUACAGUGUGAUUUGGCUACGGCAUCUUCAUUCAGUAGCCAGUCACCUCCAAGUAAAUCCCAGUCACCACAGAACUUGAAUGCUCCGGGUCCUAAUCAUUCAAGCAAGAGUAACUCACCACCAACAAACCACUUAAAGAAUGAACGAAUAUCAAGAAAGAGAACUGCAACUCCCGAAAUCACAUCAAAGAGGCGAAGCAGUGCAACUUCUGUUUCUACUCAGACGGGAGAGCUUGAUAUGAAAACCAUUACUCCUCAGUAUCUCAAGAACAGGUUUAAUUUCAAUAUAUCUGGACCAGAUUCAGUUUCCUCGUAUCAAUACGUAUAUCAAGAUCACCCCAAGGCGAUUGUUUAUAGAAAGAUUACCGACAAGUCAAUAUAUCAUGAAUCAGGUGUUUACGUUGACUUUCAACAUGAAAACCCUAAUGAAACUCCUGAUGAAAAUUCUGAAGACUCAAAGCCAUAUAAACUAAGAAACUUUGACGGAUCAGAAAGACAAGCAUAUAUAAAAAACAGAAGAACUUUUGAGUUCUUGCUAUCACUAGAUGCUUUUACGUUAUCCAGUGAAAAUUUUCAAAUUACAGAGGCUGAAGUCAAUGAUCUUAUAAAACUUUACUUUUUGAAAUUAAAUUCCAUUUUUCCAAUUGUUCAUACGAAAAGGUUUUGGGAUGAUUUUCUGGAGAAUAAAGCACAAAGUGUGAUUAUUUAUGCAAUAGUAUUAGCCAUUCUGAGAGAUAAAAUGGCCGAAAAAGUACUCAAGAAUGUAUUCUUAAGAACCAAGAAGAAAUCUGAUUUCAGGGCAAAUGAAAUGAGUAACAGGGAAUAUCAUGAUUACUUUGUUGAGUUCACCACAGAGUUGGAAUACAAAAUUCGCCAAAUUCUUCUUAUAUUACCCGAGUUGGGGGAUAAUGAUAAAGUUACAAGAUUGAGUACUCACUUACUAUUAUCAUACCAUUUUAGGUUUGACAAAUUAGGUAAUGAACAAAGCUCUCAUGAUCUAUGUGCCGCAAUUAACUUGGCUGGGUCCUUAGGGAUGCAAAUGAAAAUCACCGAUAAAAAUGUUCCUGAAGAGAAGAUUGAGUAUUCAAGAAAUAUUUGGUGGUGCUGUUACAUUUUCGAUCGGUUUAAUGCAAUUAUUAAUUGUCGUUUUCUUUUCAUAAGGAAAAAUGAUUUCAAUGUUGAGCUUCCAACAAAUUUGCCUUAUUUAUUUAGCAUGGUGAAAAUGGCAAAGUCAUUUGAGCAGAUGUUAUUUGCAAUAUAUCAGCCAUUUGACAAUGAGCACAGAACAGAUGAUACUUUAGCAUAUAGGCAACAAAUGUUUGAUAUUGAUGGUUUCCAAAAUAAAGAAUUUGCAAAAUGUGAUGAAGAGUUCCAAAAAGUUAAGAAAGGUUUAAUCCAUGAACCUUUACAAAACUGUAGUACAAUAGAAGGUUUACAGGAAAACAUUGUACCUUAUCUCAAUAGCUCGAUUGAGUUCUUAACCAGAAUGAGUAAUAAUAUUCUUAUUCUAGCAUCUCAAAAGGCCAAAUACGAUGAUCUGGAGAUUCCUAAUCGCAUUCCCGAAGAGGCGGCUUUACGUGCAUCCCUGAAUAUAUUAUGGUAUAUCAAUAAGACAAAACCGGAACUUCUUAUCCAAAUACCGUUGGUUGUUUGGUGUAUUACACUCGCCAUGGCUUGUUCACUUAAGCGGAAGGCUCGAAACUCUUUGAAAGAAGGUGCGGGAAAUCCUGAACCUAAAGACCCUUAUUACGGUUUCACCAUUUUCGAUUACAUGAGUACAUUAGAAAUCUUUUCUGAUAAAUGGUGGGUAGUUGAAGAAAUCUGUCAUUUAUGCAAAGAUUUUAUCAAACAACUUGAAACUCCUCCAAAAUUAUUCAAUUCAAUUGAUGCAAAUCACAAGUCAAGCACAAACGAUUUAACGAAAUUUAUUCCUGGAACACCCAGACAAUCUGUUAAUUCAGCUAUACAAUCACCGGUCAAUCUAAAUAAAACAAAGUCAAUUCCCUCAAUAAAGAGUAUUCUUACUGAUGAUUUCAUGAACGGCAACGACCUCAAUUCGCACCCCAUCACAAAUGCUCUUCCACCGAUUACAACUCCCACGCAAAUUGGAAAUUCUGGUCCUAUCUUGGGUAACAACCCCAUGAACAGUCACAGUGAUUUAAAUCCCAUCCAGAAUCAGAAUCCCGACCCAUCCUCCACCAAUGUUAACUCAGCACCUCAAUACGGCCCCAAUAUAAAUGGGUAUGAUGACUAUUUAGAAUCAAUGCAUAUUGACGUCUUUGAUAACGAAUUCUUCAAGGACUUACCAAAUCUUAUGAACUUCAUGAACUCUUAG